AGGACUUCAGCUUUCGGCUCCCAGCGUUUCCGGGGUAACAGCAAUGGCGUCCGUGGUGUCUGAGCGGCUUUUCUCGUUGGAGCUACUCGUAGACUGGGUAUACCUUGAAGCCUGGCUGCCGCAGCCACCCGUGGUUGCGGAGGAGGAGCAAAAGGAGGAGGAGGGAGAGGCAGCAUCGUCGCCGCUGCCCUCGCGCAGCCUGUGCCCCGCGGUGGCCUUCCGCCUGCUGGACUUCCCCACGCUGCUGGUUUACCCUCCCGCCGGGCCCGCCGCCCCCUCCCAGGAAUCUCGGCCUGGCCUGGUCAGCUUCCGUCGCGGCAAGUCCUGUCUCUUCCGCCUGCAGCCCGCCACCCUGCACCGCCUGCUCCUUCGGACCCCGCUUUACGCCUUGCUGCUGCAGCUGCCCCCCGGGCACCCAACCCCUGCCCCGCAGCUCCUGGGGUCCUGCAGCAUCUCUCUGGCCUCGGCGGUCCACAAGAUCUUAGGGUCCGCCGCCCCCGGCAGCUCCCAGAGUCAUCGGGGAAGUUUCCCGCUGUGUAACCUAGACGGGGAGCGGAUUGGGGACAUUGCCCUGGGUUACCGUCUGACUGAUCUGGGAAGCAGCUUGUUGGGCCAUCUGGAGCGGCCAGUCGCUUCCACAGGAGGUGGAGUGGAGGGUAUGGAGGUGCAGAAGUCAGUGCAGGUCAGUCCCCAAACCUGGCAGGAAAAUCAGCAGCUGCAGCAGCCAGACUCAGAGCCAAGCCCAGGAGAAGCCGAUAAGCCUCUGGUGGAUGUAAAAAUCUCAAGGGCAGGGAAGGAUUUGAAGGGAAGAGCUUUCCAUAGCAAGGCUGACUCUGAUUACACGGAUUCUAUGGAAAAUGGCAAAACCAACUCUGUUAUGUGUUCAGAGGGUAGCAGUGAGAGGAGUAGCCCACCAAAUCAGGAAGGCACAGAGAUGGAACUUGAAACUAACAUAAUUUGCCCUCCUCCUCUGUAUUACACUCAUUUGACUCAAGAAAAGGCACCCCCUAAACUGGGUAAAAUAACCAUUGAGCCUCAAAUUAAUGCACCUGAGGAAUGGGAUGAUGGUACGUUCCUGAAAGAAAACCUUGUAAAUCCCCCAACACAUACUAAUCCUCCAGAACAUACAAAUUCUGCAACAGGUGAGAGUGGUCCAGUGCUUGUAAAUCCUGCAUGCAUUCAGGAUACAGGAGCAAGUAGUCAAACUACAGAUCAUCCUCCAACUGAACAUAAUAGAAUUAAUACUAUAAGGCAGCUGCCUUUGUUAAAUGCUUUGUUGGUUGAGUUGUCCUUGUUAUACAACCAACCCAUGGCAAGCCCUACUCAUAUACAUCCUCACUUAGCCUGGUUAUAUAGAACUGAGGAUAAGAAGUCACCAGAAUCUUCAGUGAAAUCCACCUGUAAAUCUGAAUCUAAGAAGGAUAAGCUUUCUGUGGGGGAAAAUGAGAAGUCAAUGAGUCUUCAGUAUAAAAAGAACCAAACUGAAAACCUUAAGAAAGGUAAAUAUUUUGAAAAGAAAGGUGGUGCCCCCCCCAAAAGAGUUUCAAGGGGAAGACUACUUUAUGGCUUAACAAACACACUUAAACUACGUUUAAAACAAAAAAAUCCUAAUAUGUUGGUAGAACAUGAAAAGAGAGAACAGUAUAGAAAAAUGCAAACACAAAUGUUAGGUGCAAAACUCAGAAUUCCAUCAUCCAAAGUUAAGAUACUAAGUUUUGCUGAACUGUAUCAGAAGCCACCUGAACUACCUAAAGAAAAGUGUUUAGAAUCAGAUGCAUCUUGUGCUGAAAAUAGCAAUACCUCAAAGCAAAUUAGUGUAGUUGAUGAUGACCCUAACACAACCAAAGAAACUAAACUGAAACGUGCAACUGAAAAGACAGCUGAUUGUGAUGAAAAUAGAAGCAAUAAUGGUUUUUUGGGAGAAAUUGUGAGUCCUGCAAAUUCUGUCAUCUCAGAAAGGUUUAUUCGUACAAAUAUUUUGGAAGGAAAAGUGGAAGUGAAAGUCCAAAGUCCAGGUGUUUUCCAGCAGGUUGCAGUAGUUGACAGAAUUGUAAUAGAUAAAGAAAUAGAUGACAAGCAGGUCAAAAUCACUAGUGAUGACAUUCUAACUGCUGAUAUCAAUGAAAACAAUCAAACUACAAGUAGUUGCUCUGACAGUAUCUCAGAACUAAAGUAUUCAGAUGACUUCACCAGCCCUUGCAGUUCUGAAGACACCAGCAGAAUUUUACGAGCUCGUGAUAGCAGUCCAGGGACAGAAAAUCCAAAACACAGUCAACGUACAAGCAAGUCCAGUGAAACAAAGUUGUCCAUAAGGAAAAACAGCAGUGAAAAGAGUUCUGUUCUUAGCCCACCUUUUUCAGCUGGAUCUCCAGUACUCUCAUAUAAAAGAUUUCCUGUUUCAAAGACUCAAGAUAAAAGUUUGGAGGAAGCAUCUUCCAGUGAUUUCUCUUCAUCACACUGGACUGAGGAAAAAGAAAACCAGAGAGACCAAAACAGUAUGCAUAAUUUUAAAGUUCUAAAGCAGGAUCGUGACAUCUCUGCUAAACCUAAAACAAGAACAGUUUGCAAGUCCUCAGAAAAAAGCCAGUCACCUCGGACAUCUCAAGUGAGUUCUUACCUGCCUUCUAAUCUGUCGGAACUAGAACUUAAUGUCCUGGAUAGCAGUACUUUAGAUCACUUUGAAGAAGACAGUGAUGACCUUGGUUCACUAAACAUUUCCAAGCAAUGCAAAGAUAUUUGUGAAUUAGUAAUAAACAAACUUCCAGGAUAUACAGUGUAAAAAUAUGUGCUUUUAAAUAAUAUUUAAUUUGUUUUAUAAUCUGUGUGUACUAUUAGUGAAACAAUUUUAAUAGCUGUACAUAAUUUUUAGUACAUAAAUUAAUGUGAAUAAUUCUUUUUCAGAAUAUAAGUGUUUCGUCAUUCCUUUGGGGUUUAGGAUUCUGCCACUAAAUCUGACAAGACUGAUCAUGAGAUGAUCUUAUAACGUAGGUAAGAUUUAAGUUGUUUAACCUUGUAAAAAUAAAAAGUAUCUUCCUAAACUGCUCCUAUUAAAGUAUCCUAAAGCUGACUUCAUUCACACCAUUGAAAACUGAAGGCUGGUUAACAAAGAUACCUUCAAAUUUUAAUGGGAAUAAAUCAUUUAAUGGAUAUAGAAGACUUACUGUAUGAGACCCAGAAAGGUACAGAAGAAUUUAGGGUAUAGCUACUGCAGUUAUAAGGGCUUACCAUUUUAUUUAGAUGUGAGUUCUUUAGGGAAAUCUUCCAGGACCCAUAUGCAUUCCACAUCUCUAAUAGGCGGAAUCCUUUUUAUAUGCUGUCAUAGUGCUCUGUGUACCUUUUCUUAAAACCACAAUCUGGGUGGCUGCUUGGUUAAUGUUUAUCUUGUGCUAAACCUAAGUUCUGUGAUUGAAGGGACCAUGUCUGUCUGAGCAGCAAUAUGGUCUUAGUACCUGGCACAGUCUCUGGCAUAUGGCUGGGGUGCAAUAAAAGCAUUUGUUGAACAAAUAAGUGAUGGCCGUACACUUAACAUACCUAACGAGAGAGGUUAGAAUUAAGCAGUAAAACAUGCAGAAACCUAAAAAAUAUCCUUCUUGGAUACUGGCUAUUUGACUACAGUAUUUUUGUUUUGCUGAAACACCUUUUGAUGUUCUCUGAAGUAUUUGGAGAAAGGAGCUAAAAAAGGUGUCUUCCUAUACAGUUUAUUGUAUAGAAAUUCAGUUUAUUGUCAUUUCAGCCUUUUCAAGUUAUUUUUAAUGUAUGAUAGUUUGUUCCUAUGAAAUCUAGUGAUCGUUUCUUUAUAAUUUCUUCCAUUGUUUUUAUAUUUAGAUCUUAUUCUGUGUGCAGAUAUUUACAUGUAUUUUCUUCUGUGUUAUAUUUAAAUUUUACACUUAAGUUUUAAUAUAGCUAAUACUUUUGGAUAUAUGAGGUGAGGUCCUAAUUUUCUUAAGUAAUUAAAUAAUUAUGUAGGUAUUAUCUUGUCUGAUCAUAAUAAUAGAAUUUAGUUAGAUGGUGAGAUGAAGAGACUAUAUUUUGAGGAGAAAUAUGAAUAAAGAAUAAUGAUGGGAAUGAACACAAUGUCACAAUGUACUCAUGGGACUGAGAAGACCUUAUGUGAUCUUGAUUAGAAUGGUAGAGUCACACUAGAGUGGUAGAAGAAAAAUUUGUUGAGUAAGAAAAUACCAGAUUGUAGGAGCUUCAAAUGUCAAGCAUACCCAUAAAGUCCUAAGCAGUAAAAUCAGUAUUUUAAUGUAUAAGUGAGCACCAGUAAGUAGUCAUGACAUUUUGAAUAUUUUAAAUUAUUGAAAUAAACUUUUAGAGAUCCAGAAAUUAUACCAGUGAAAA
Molecule: messenger RNA, 4341 nt
Organism: Cervus elaphus (red deer)
Lineage: Eukaryota; Metazoa; Chordata; Mammalia; Artiodactyla; Cervidae
Gene: MAP10
Product: microtubule associated protein 10
Exons: 1
Coding region: 44-2779 (911 amino acids)
Biological process (GO): mitotic spindle midzone assembly; cytoplasmic microtubule organization; positive regulation of cytokinesis
Cellular component (GO): mitotic spindle pole; midbody; cytoplasmic microtubule
Molecular function (GO): microtubule binding
Source: RefSeq, a predicted model, not a curated record